This is a messenger RNA of Saprolegnia parasitica CBS 223.65, 465 nucleotides long. RefSeq lists its product as hypothetical. The transcript has a single exon. The annotation marks the transcript as partial. The record is from RefSeq and is a predicted model, not a curated record. Lineage: Eukaryota; Oomycota; Saprolegniomycetes; Saprolegniales; Saprolegniaceae.
AUGAGGUGCUUGCCGAUCGCGCUGGGCUGCAUGGGCCGCUGGUGUAGGGCGCGCGCGGCGUCCUCCGAGGCGAGGCCGAGCGUCACGAUACGGCCCGAGAUGAUCGUGAGCGUCGCGAUGUCUGGUACGUACUGCACCAUGCAGCUCGGCGCCAUCGGGACGCACCGCAUGCAGUACGACGAGAACGCCGUCGAGGACCGCCGCGCGUACCUCGACGUACACGGAAACUUCGAGAUGCCAGACAUCACGGCGCUGCGACACGCCCUCGUCGACCUCGUCGACGUGCCCGUGCUCUACGCCAACCACCGCAACGUCCAGUCAACGAUCGUUGAAGACUGCGUCCGUGUCAAACCGUCGGUCAAGCUGGCACUUGAGCAGCGAGGCACGAAGCAGAGGAACGAAGCAAAGAGGAGGAAGAGAAAGAAGAGGGGCAAACGGGCAAGCGGGAAGCGAGCCAGACAGAAC